GGGCUGAGACUCUUGUCACGGAUCACGGAGAGACCCAGAGAGCGAGAGCGCGCGCGAGGAAAGACGCGCUUGCGAAACUGUGAAAGCCGCGGAAAGUCUGCAGGUUUUUUUUUUUUGUCUCUCUCUCUCUCUCUCUCUCUCUCUCUCUCUCGGCGUGGGUGACUCGAAAGCGAGGAGGCGGAGGAGGAGGGAAAUCCGUCGCUCGUUUCCUCCUUUUCCAGCCUCGAACUUAUAUAAACCAUGUCGUUUUUAAGAGCCCGAAACAGCGCGAGACGCAACAGAGUCAUCGCUUUUAAAAACGCAAAGGAUUUAUGCGCGCGCGCUUUUGUUUAUUACUGCCAUAAACUUUUGGGACUAACAGCAGCAUCAACAACAGCAACCUCAUCACCAUCAUCACCAUCACCAUCAUCACCACCAUCAUCACCAUCACCACCAUCACCAUCAUUAUUAUCAUCUGCUAGGUUUUUCUUUUCGCUUUUCCCUCAACAAUGUCGUCUACAGACGUGGAGAGCCUCCAGCCCGCCGCCCGGCAGCGCAGCAGGUGCUUGGACGGCUUCCUGCUCGGCUCCGUUAUCACGCUGUUCGUCAUGGUGCUGUGCGGAGCCGCGCUCGGGGUCUGGGUCGUUAGAGACCUGCGCGCGGAGAUGAAGCACGUGCCCCACAUGCCCGCGGGCGUCCCGAGCGCCCUGAAUCAAGAGCGUCCACCUCACAUCGGCGCGUCCUACAAGGUGGAAAAUUUUGCCUACCUUACCGCCAUCACCAGUAAGCUGGAAAACAAGACUAUGCAGUGGGCGCCAAUCAAGUACGGAAACACCAGCACCGUAGGCUCAAGCUACAGCUAUGACUCAAACGGAGCACUGAGGGUGCUGAAGGAUGGGACCUACUUCCUGUACACCCAGCUGAACCUGACAUGCGUUGGUCCUUGUGAUGAUGGAUCCCUCACCGUCACCUUCGAGGACGAUCUGAAAAACGUGCAGCUGUCCUGCACACUUCCCCUUCGCAAGGCGCAUCGUAGCCCUACAGCGGAAAAGUGUUGGACUGUGAUCCCUCGUCUUUCAGGCAAACACCGACUGCUGGCCAGGAUGCACACCACAGUGUCAGCACAAAGAUGGAGUCUCGAUCUUAACUACUCCGGAUUUGGCAUGUUCCUGGUGGACGGGUCCUAGACAGAGUAGACGAUGGGACAGACAUUUUCAGCAUCAAAGAGACACUGAGUUUGAGCCUUACGUAUGUAACUGUAUGCUAUCACAGGGUGCUGACUCAAACCAUGCUUGAAGAGACCACAAGGGUCCUCAUUUUUGCACUUUUAGAAAUGCGCUGAUGUUAAACAUACUUCUAUAUUGCGAUGGCGUCUUAUUAGCACGAUACUGUACCUUUUUUGACGGAUCUCAUAUCUGAAAAACAGAAUUAUGGGAUUUCCUUUACAGAGGACCUUCAAAUUCAUCCAAUUAUGGACAUUUCUAACCCAAAGCUGUAAAAGUACUGAUGAUUUGAAGCUUCCACAAUAACAGUAUUAUGCAUCCUGGAUAUCGCGGUAUAUUGUACAAUCAAUGCUGCUUACUCAGGAAGAACUUUCACGAAGCACUAUUUAUAAUUUUUAUAUUAUCAUAAUCUAUUUAUAUACUGUUUGUACAUAUGUAUUUUUAUUGUUUAGAUAUUUAUGUUAUUUGUUGCAAAACUGUUGUACUGUAAGACAGUGGGUAAUUUUUACUGUUACACAGUAGCUGAAGAGUAGACGUCACUACAGACUACAGCCACAAAGGUGGCUAAUGGCAGGCACAAAGCGCUAGUCACAACUUACUAAGUGCCUUGAAAUAGGAGCACAGGCGUCCUGUAUGUGUCUCCAUCACAACGUGGCGAAAAGUAAUGUCUCUCUGACAGAGACCGUGGAGGUGAUUGUUAAAUUAUAUUCAGGAAUGUAAUGCUAAUAUGUAGAAAAUAAAAGGGACUUUACUGUA
This is a messenger RNA of Pangasianodon hypophthalmus (striped catfish), 1958 nucleotides long. RefSeq lists its product as uncharacterized. Gene Ontology annotation, cellular component: plasma membrane. Lineage: Eukaryota; Metazoa; Chordata; Actinopteri; Siluriformes; Pangasiidae. Gene Ontology annotation, molecular function: tumor necrosis factor receptor binding. Gene Ontology annotation, biological process: immune response; positive regulation of activated T cell proliferation; positive regulation of cytotoxic T cell differentiation. The transcript has 3 exons. Bases 489 to 1166 code for a protein of 225 amino acids. The record is from RefSeq and is a predicted model, not a curated record.